Molecule: messenger RNA, 804 nt
Organism: Soboliphyme baturini
Lineage: Eukaryota; Metazoa; Nematoda; Enoplea; Dioctophymatida; Soboliphymatidae
Source: the annotation of a GenBank genome assembly
AUGACCACUUCGCUGCUCAGUGCUUUCCAGCCGAAGACAUCUAGCAGAAUGGCAAAUCGCCACAGUUGUGCUGCUCUGUUCCAGUUGUCCGGUGAUCACCACGGCCACCAGCCAUCGCCGAAAUCGCGCAGUGUUCCGGAAGGGUACUUUCGACCGAGGCUGCGGCACAACAGCUUUCCGUUCGCGGCGUUGCUAAUGGAGUCUUCGAGCCCGGUUUUCGAUAAACGCAGUCGAGGCGGCUCCCUGCGGCACAUGUCCCAAAGGUCAGCAGCGCUGGGAUACCCAUCAACGGUGUUAAGAGCCGCUUUCCAUUGCCACCCUUCGACGUCGUCCGCUGUCGCCCCGUCUGGUACAGAGGUGGAAAUUUACCAGCGUACCACGGAGACCGCGGAAUCGACGACCUCCGCCAAAGUGGGCGAGUCUUCGGAUGAGGAGUCGAACUCAUCGGACGAUAGCUUUGUGCGCAUCGAAAUGCAGUCGAUAUGCGCUCCUUCGGAUGGCUCAGACUUGGGUGCGUUUUACAAAGAGUUCAAGAGCGCGUCGUCUGAACUGAAAAGUUUCUUACCGCCAACCUCGCAGUACGUGUGCCAGCUAGCAGCUGGCCUCUGUUGUUCAAGUGGUCUGUCCUACAAAGAGACGGACACAUCGGAGGAGGACGCGUUGAGGAAGAACUCGGGCUCGUUCGAUACGUUCUCCGCCCUGCUGAAUUCCUUCGAGCGGCAACAAGUGAUGUUCGACGCUUUUCUCGCCUCUUUGAACUUGAACUCCACCGACGACGAGGAAGAGGCUUCAGCCGAGCGAUAG